Molecule: messenger RNA, 1315 nt
Organism: Cyprinus carpio (common carp)
Lineage: Eukaryota; Metazoa; Chordata; Actinopteri; Cypriniformes; Cyprinidae
Product: sorting nexin-3
Exons: 5
Coding region: 77-535 (152 amino acids)
Biological process (GO): endocytic recycling; late endosome to Golgi transport
Cellular component (GO): retromer complex; early endosome membrane
Molecular function (GO): phosphatidylinositol-3-phosphate binding
Source: RefSeq, a predicted model, not a curated record
ACAUGUCAGCUGUUCCUCAGCUGAUCGGAAGUGCAAUCGAUACCUAUUUGUUUGCUCAAACCUGUAACGGAAAGCCAUGGCUGAGGCCAUAGCAGACACGAGAAGGCUGUACACUAAACCACAAAACCUGAACGAUGCGUAUGGGCCACCGAGUAACUUUCUAGAGAUUGAUGUUUCAAACCCCGAGACGGUUGGCGUCGGUCGGAACAGGUUCACGACGUACGAGAUCAGACUGAAGACAAACCUCCCUAUCUUCAAGCUGAAGGAGUCACGUGUCCGGAGGAGAUACAGCGACUUUGAGUGGCUGAGAGGAGAGCUGGAGAGAGAAAGCAAGGUGGUAGUUCCUCCUCUUCCUGGAAAGGCUCUGUUCAGGCAGCUCCCAUUCCGUGGGGAUGACGGUAUAUUUGACGACUCUUUUAUCGAAGAACGGCGGCAAGGCCUAGAACAGUUCCUCAACAACACCUGGAGAAGGGGGACGCAUUCCCAUCAUACUUCUAGACUAUGUAGUGGCUGGUCAUCCAUUGGCCCAAAAUGAGCGCUGCCUGCACAUGUUUCUACAGGAGGAGUCAGUGGAUAAAAACUACACCCCUUCCAAAAUUAGACAAGCCUGAACCGGUCUGGACUCUACACACGCACACACACACACACAAACAUGGCCCACAAGCAAUAAGAAAGGUUUGAAUCAUUCUUAACAGCAACAGAAUCUUAGCAUGAACCAUAGGGUGUCCAAAACAUUUACAAAAUAAUUGAAAAUGUUCUCUAGCGUUAGUUGUGUCCCUUCACUUCUCCAAAAGUACUUUUUUGAUCUCUGCUUAUAGAUUGUUUCAGUCUUUCUGUUUUGAUUCACAAAUCCAUAAUGUUAAUAUUACCACUUUAAGUCAGAUCAAAUACGUUCUUAUGUGUAAUUCAUUGUGGUUAAUAAUUAUUUACGGUAGUUUUGUCUGAGAGCACCACUAACUACGAUUAGUACAAGAUCAAAUGAAACAAACCAAAUAACUAUAUCACAAUUAUGCAAGCACUAUAUUAUCACACACAUCGGCUUCCCUGUGUUAUUGCUACAACCUACUUGUGUUGCUUUUAAUGUUCAAGAACAUGUACAGCAGCUCACCGUGCAGGAUGCACUUAAUUGGGAACCUCCUUUAUACGUGGUGGUUAAUCUUGUGCCGUGUGCCCCACUUAGCUGCAGACAAGUCUGUUUUUACUGUGUAAUGGCGGAACACAGCGAGUGCUGCCUACAAUGCAUGUUUCCAGAUUUGUAUACUGCUGUGCCAUUGUUUUGUUUAUGAGAAUUUUCCAAUAAAAUGGAUCAAACACA